Messenger RNA from Anopheles stephensi (Asian malaria mosquito), 5215 nucleotides. RefSeq names its product glutamine--fructose-6-phosphate aminotransferase [isomerizing] 2-like. Gene Ontology annotation, molecular function: carbohydrate derivative binding; L-glutamine:D-fructose-6-phosphate transaminase (isomerizing) activity. Gene Ontology annotation, biological process: protein N-linked glycosylation; carbohydrate derivative biosynthetic process; UDP-N-acetylglucosamine metabolic process. Bases 1314 to 3344 code for a protein of 676 amino acids. Lineage: Eukaryota; Metazoa; Arthropoda; Insecta; Diptera; Culicidae. The record is from RefSeq and is a predicted model, not a curated record. The transcript has a single exon.
CGUCAAAGGAAAGCAGCAAAGGGAAGAAAAAAAGGCAAGAAAAAACAACACCGAACCAAACAUAACAAAUACAGCAAAUUGUUAUCGGACCCCUUAUCGCGGUGCUUGUACGGUGGAAACGCUAAACGCUGGAUCCCUUUCCGAAGAACUAUUCCCGUGAAGGUGACCAAUUAACGUUCAAAAUCCGCCGUGCCGUGAAGUGAGUGUGCGUGUUUUUCUGAGGAAAAGCAAGUGAUAACUAUCGUGACAACUAGCGGACGUGCAGUGUUUUCCUGUUGCCGGCAGUAGUAGCUUGUUGUUUGUGUGUGUGAUUUUGCCGUAAGUUUCGGAAUUUUACUUUGGUUUCCAUCGUUUACGCCCGUGGUUACUUCCUGGAAGUGGCUAACGCAAUCUUAGAAGAUAACUACUAGACGCGAGCUAAACAGCCACACAAGAACGCACUGUGUACAAGAAGGCAAAAUAGGUACACGUCAACAAUCCUGAAGUCAUCACGCUCCGCACGAGACGACGUGUGUGCGUGUGAAGUAAGCACUCUAGGCUCGGUUCCCACCCCUAAACGACGGGACCAUUUGAAUUUGGAGACGAACGUCGCUUGGAAUACUAAGCAGCACCGCAACGGAGGCACAGGCGGGAACUGGCGCGAUCGUUGCAGCGAAGGCGAUUGAGUCUAGGAAGUCGAUCGGGUGAAAGUUGUGGCUUGGCUGGUACGGGUGCCCACUGCCCCACCGACACGCAAUCUGUGUAUUCGUAUUCGUGGUAGUAAUUGUCCGCGCGGUACGCACACCUGAGGAUACGUGCGGCGAGUCAAUCACUGCCGGGCCGUGCUUUGCCGUGACGACGGGGUAGGCGAACACCGAACGAGACACGCGAACACACGCCCGCAAAGAACCAGUCAAACGAGCCCACUCUGCUGCCACACUGCUGUGGGAACCAACACCACCAUCAGCGCUGUACACGACACGGUGGCUCGAGCGAACAGACGAGCGGCUGCAACAAUAAACUGGUGUUGACCAGCGACCCAACGGUUCAGUCUUCGGUUGUACGCGCCCGCGGAAAGAUCUUGCUUUCUCGAGCUCCGGUACGCGAUUCGGAAAAAAGAAACCCCCCCCUCCCACAACCACCCACUCGGUUUCACCUUCGUCCGUCAACGGAACAUUCGCGCACCUCCCCCCGCUUUUAUUCCACCGUUAUCCGGACCCGCGCCAAGUGUUCCGUGUUUUGGGUGAGACGCGUGCGUGAUUCCGCGAAGCCUAACGCUACGUAACGUGUCGGGUGCAGGGUGCUAGAAAAACGGCCCGAUCGACGAUCGCAUCAUGUGUGGCAUUUUUGCGUAUCUAAACUUCCUGACGCCGAAGACGCGGCGCGAAGUGUUGGACCUGCUGCUGAAUGGGUUGAAGCGGCUCGAGUACCGUGGCUACGAUUCGGCCGGUGUGGCCGUCGACGGGGCGACGGUCGAUGCGGACAUACUGAUGUUCAAGCGCACCGGCAAGGUGAAGGUGCUGGAGGAGGCGAUCCAUGCCGCGGCCGAAACGAUCGAUUUCAGUGAAUCGUGCGAAACGCACGUCGGUAUUGCGCACACCCGUUGGGCGACGCACGGUGCACCGAGCGAGCUGAACUCGCACCCGCAGCGGUCGGACGACACGAAUGCGUUCGUGGUGGUGCAUAACGGUAUCGUGACGAACUACAAGGACAUCAAGAAGUUCCUGGAGCUGCGCGGUUACGCGUUCGAGUCGGACACGGACACGGAGGCGAUCGCGAAGCUGGUCCAUCACCUGUGGAAGCAACACCCGAACUACUCGUUCCGCGAGCUGGUCGAGCAGGUGAUCCAGCAGCUCGAGGGUGCGUUCGCGCUCGCCUUCAAGUCGAAACACUUCCCGGGCGAGUGUGUGGUGACCCGGCGCGGUUCUCCACUGCUGGUGGGCAUCAAGGCGAAAACGAGCCUCGCCACCAACCACGUCCCGAUCCUGUACGGGAAGGGCCCCCGGCACGGAUCGUCCGGCAAUGUGCAGGUCGAACCGACGCCCGACAAUACGGCCGAUUUUAUCAACCCGGGCGAGGAGGUGGAAUACUUCUUCGCGUCGGACGCGUCGGCCGUGAUUGAGCACACGAACCGGGUCAUCUAUCUGGAGGACGAUGAUGUGGCGGCAGUUAAGGACGGUGCGCUUGGCAUCCAUCGGCUGAAGAAGAGCCAGGAUGAUCCGCACGCGCGUGAAAUCACCACGCUCAAGAUGGAGAUCCAGCAGAUCAUGAAGGGCAACUAUCGGUACUUCAUGCAGAAGGAAAUUUUCGAGCAACCGGAAUCGGUCAUCAACACGAUGCGAGGUCGGGUGAAUUUCGAGAGCAAGAAGGUGACGCUCGGUGGCAUUAAGGAUUACAUUCCGGAGAUUAAGCGCUGCCGGCGGUUGAUGCUGAUUGCGUGCGGCACGUCGUACCACAGUGCGGUGGCUACGCGGCAGCUGCUCGAGGAGCUAACCGAGCUGCCGGUAAUGGUGGAGCUGGCGUCCGACUUCCUCGACCGCAACACCCCAAUCUACCGGGACGAUGUGUGCUUCUUCAUCUCGCAGUCGGGCGAAACGGCCGAUACGCUGAUGGCACUGCGGUACUGCAAGCAGCGCGGUGCCCUGAUCGUCGGCAUUACCAACACGGUCGGUAGUUCGAUCUGUCGCGAAUCGCACUGCGGUGUGCAUGUGAACGCGGGCCCAGAAAUCGGUGUCGCUUCGACGAAGGCGUACACGUCCCAGUUCAUCUCGCUGGUCAUGUUUGCGCUGGUGAUGAGCGAGGAUCGGCUAUCGCUGCAGGGACGCCGGCUCGAGAUCAUCGAGGGGCUGCGCAAUCUGGACGCGCACAUCAAGCAGGUGCUGAUGCUGGACCAGAAGGUGCUGGAGAUUGCGCAGGACCUGUACCAGCAGAAGUCGCUGCUGAUUAUGGGCCGUGGGUACAACUUUGCCACCUGCAUGGAGGGUGCGCUGAAGGUGAAGGAGCUGACGUACAUGCACAGCGAGGGCAUUAUGGCGGGCGAGCUGAAGCACGGCCCGCUCGCGCUGGUCGACGACACGAUGCCGAUCGUGAUGAUCAUUAUGCGCGACCCGGUCCACCUGAAGUGUAUGAACGCGCUGCAGCAGGUGACGGCCCGCGAGGGACGGCCGAUCAUCAUCUGCGAGGAGGGCGAUGCCGAGACGAUGACGUUCGCGUCCAAGGCGCUGGAGAUUCCGCGCACCGUCGACUGUCUGCAGGGUGUGCUGACGGUCAUACCGAUGCAGCUGCUUUCCUACCAUAUCGCGGUGCUGCGCGGCUGCAAUGUGGACUGCCCGCGAAAUCUCGCCAAAUCGGUCACGGUCGAGUAGGGCGGGGUAGAGAAGGAGAAGGGAAAAGGAGGCAGUGUUUGUGCGUGCGUGUGCGUGCGUGUGAGAGUGAUCGUGAUCGUGAUCGUGGUUUAACUGCGUGCGUGAGAGUGGUCGGAGACACAGUUAGAGAAUCCGGGAGCCGGGAUGAUGCGAAAAGAAAACGAAGGCAAGAUUUACAGAGCCUAGUGUCUGGAGCCGGAUUUUAAAGCCCUGGCUCUGUUUAUUUAGCUUGUGUUGUUUAUGCAAUUUUUAAAGAGCGAUGUUAUCGGUGUGUGUGCUACUUGGCUCCUUCGUGAGACAACGAGCGUUCUACUAUAGCAUUUAAGUUGUUCUUCAAGAGUAUAUAAUUUUGUUUUCUGUUAUUAUUGCUUAAAGCGACAGCUCUUUUACCUUCUCUUCCACACACACACACACACGUGCACGAGUGCGCGUGCGCAUACGCCCAAUCCCGCCAAGCCCGCGUACAGAGAAUCAAUUAGUUUAGUAAGCUUCAUUUUUAACAAAUCUUUAAUGUUAGAUGUUUUUUUUAAAUCUCCCUGCUUUUGGGCUGACUCAGCUGCUUGAGGAGGAGCCCCACUGUUCGGGUGAAUGAUAAAGCCACAACAACAACGUCAAAAAAAAACUACAUUACGCAUCACACUGUAAGCGCGUGCCGAUAGGAACUUUAAAUGCCACUUAGUACGAACAUUCGACAGAGCAGGGAGCUUGCUUUUUGCUAUCUAAUUAAGGGACAAUGGUAACCAUAAUAAUGCUUGCCAUUAUACCGGCCGGCCGAGCCGUAGAGCAGCUUGCAAUCGACGAUCGAGCGCAGUUUGAAGAACCAACCCAUCUCUUCCACGUCCGCAAAACCUUCGUCACCGAAUGCGCAAACAUCAAACAUCCCCUUUACAGCACCCUACCACCCCAACAGCUCCCCUUUUUGGGGGUGGUUGGGUGAACCACACGGAAAACUAGCGUCGGCUCGGUGUGUGUCUGUGUGUGUGCUAUGUUACGGAGGUGAUAAGCACCAUCACUUUAUCAUUAGCAUCAACCUUACCACGCAAUUGAAAGGUCGGUUUCGCUUGGCUGCUUGCUUCCCUGUCUCUCGCUCCCUGGAGCCAGUGGCAUCAGCUAGGCGGGCUGUCUCACAGAUCUGCUAUUUGGGAUGUGUGUCGCGCGCGCGCGCGCCUACCUGGUGUGAUAAGUUUGAUUUGGCCUAAUUUUGGCACUUAGACACACACGCACGCAUAAAAGGUGUUGGCUCCAAUAAUGUGCAAUAACAGGCAAAGAAUAGUAUCUCGAUCAAUCGCCAAUUAAGAUGACGUGCACACGCGGUCGGUCGGUCUCCCUUUUUUUUUUUUUUUGGUGAAAAUGGGAACCAUUGUUUGCUGUCCGGCAGCUGGAUGGUAGAUUAGAGUUGGCGCGCACCACAGACCAGCCGCCGAUCGCGUGCAACCUGCUGCCACGUUCCGGAUGGACGCAUUGAGGAAAACAAAAAGAGAGAGAGAGAAGAAGGCCCCAGAGACACACACCCAAACGUUUAAGAUUUUCGGCCAUCCUCGUUUCGGUUAGGUAGGGACUAAAUUUAAGCCAAAAAUUCGAAAAUGCACAGACAGUAUGUAUGUAUUGGUAGAGAGGCGCAGAUUAAUGUGUGGAUAUAGUAUGUACGUCCUAGACGGACUCCAGUCGGCAUGAUCACGACAUGACGUGUGACAAGGAAAAGAAGGAAGGAAAGGCAACGAGAUGGCAGUUGCGUUUGUGUAGUAACGUUUAAGGAAGCGUUCCGAUGGGCGAUGUAGCUUGUAAAGUUUGUAAAACCCGAAUGCGUGUACGAAUGCAUGUAUGUGAAUAAAGUAUUAGUGCUUUCCCCCCACUUUUUUUUUAUUGGUAAA